Molecule: messenger RNA, 3210 nt
Organism: Mytilus californianus (California mussel)
Lineage: Eukaryota; Metazoa; Mollusca; Bivalvia; Mytilida; Mytilidae
Exons: 9
Coding region: 13-2049 (678 amino acids)
Source: RefSeq, a predicted model, not a curated record
AGGAAACAGACAAUGGAAAUAUCACAGCUGAUGAAUCUUAAGAAAUUUAACUUUAAUUAUGUCAUAUUUAUUGUACUGUGUGCAAUAAUAGCGUAUGUUUUUCGAGCUGGUGACACUUACAUAAUGAAACCUGUAUGGAGGAAAAGAGUAGAGCCUCAUUAUUAUAGUAACAAGGACUACCCCACAUUAGAGGACCGGUUACCAUCACCAAUUAUUACUGAUUUAGAAGGUGAUGGUGUAAAUGAAAUCAUUCUAAUAUCUAAUGACUAUAAGUUGACGUCUCUAGCUCUUCCCGAUAAAACUGAGGAUGAAGAUGAUCUAACAUUACCUCAUGUUGUUGUUAAAAAUAAAAUACAGUUACCAAUAGCAACCAAAGAAGAUGGUGGAACAAGUAGACCUGUUGUCAUGGCUACAGGAUUUACUGUGUCUUAUCAGUCCAUGAUUCAGAUUAGGAAACAGAUCAUAGUGAUAGCAACUGAUGACUGGCAGGUUUUCUGUUACUCACAUGACUUCCAAUUACUAUGGAAACAAAGACUGAUGAGCAUUGCCCAUGUACGAUUGACCUACAAGAUCAAAGCUAUGGAUGUUAUGAUCACAUCACAUAAUGUCAGGAAAAAUGAUGAAGGGCUGGUUAUUAUUGGAGGAAGUUUCUCACACACAGUACAUGAUACCAACACAACUAAAGUUUCAAAUGACACAACAUCAGAGAAUGCGACCAAGGAGGAUAACUCUUUAACACAUUUCUCUUCUUUUGCCAUAAGUGCAAAAGAUGGCUCCACCAGGUGGCACCACUUACCAGGAGAUUUUGGAGAGAUAGAUACAUCAGGGAAGGAUAUACAUGGUGACCACCAUUGGAAGUUGGCUCUGAAGAGACACAGACUCCAUGUAGGAGAAAGUCCUUGGAAUCUUUAUAAACAGGAAAUCUGGAAAUAUCUGCCACAUUUCUGGAAUAAUAUAGAAGAUACAAAGAUAAAAUUAGGUCGUUUUCAAAAACAAGAUGAGGCUAUUAUGGACAAUCAACAAAAACAGAAAUCUGCGCUCAGACCAGAACAUAUUAUGGGAUAUGCUUAUGGUGGUCAACGACCGCACACAGACGAUGAACAUAUAGUGAAUCCUAAUGUAGUGGUCAUCCAUAAUCAUAAUGGACUUGAGGUACUAAAUCUACUGACAGGACAACCAGUUACACAGUUUCCAUUAGCUUCUGAUGGUGCCAUCUACCUUGAUAUUGAUUAUGAUGGUUACGUUGACAGAGUUUCAUGGGGGGCAGAAGAAGGACGUAGUCCCUGUUUUGUUGAUAUCUGGAGAUUACAACCAGUAAAGGAGAAAAUGGAAGGACUAGCUGUAUGUAAACUUUUCCGUGUCUUUUUCUCGUCAUCAUGGGCUUAUGAUGAGGAUAUUCUUAAGAAGUUACCACCCAUCAUCAUUAAAAGUAUAUCAAGAAAGACGGGUAUCCUGAGACAUUUACUUGGACAUCAUUUACCAACCGAUAAGCAACCCUAUGACAUUAUCACUAUGGGUAGUUAUGGUCGAGUAUCAUCUUACGACAAAGAAGGAAAUGUAAACUGGCAGGUGGGAACACCAGCCAGUUGGUCUAUAGAAUCACAGGAUAGAAAGAGAGAAGUAGACAGUGCACCUGAGAAGUUACAACAAUAUAUGGACAGUUUUUAUCCAAGUAGACAACUUAUGUCACUGCAGGUCUAUGGUUACAAGGAUACAAUGGUAAUGUCUGGCUGGUCAAAUAUAGCCAUUGUUGACCUUAAAGAAGGAAACCUGCUAGCUUCUCAUUCAUUACCAUGUCAACCCAGUAGUCCCCUUGUUGUAGGUGACUUUGAUAAUGAUGGAUUAAAUGACAUUAUAGUAACAUGUAAAUUAGGGUAUCUUGGUUUUUCCUUACAUCAUCAUACUAACCAUAUCUACACCAUGUUGUAUGCUGGGAUGGUAUUUGGUGCCAUCUUAGUCCUGUCGUGGUUGUGUUCACCUGCCACAUACUACAGUAAUGAGAAAGAAGAAGACAGUGAAAGUGAUGAGGACAGGAUGGAUGAUUAUUGAAACACUUGGAUACAGUAAUGUUUUAUAAAGAACCAAAUAGACAAGACAAUGCUUGAGCUUGUCAAGGAGCAAAUCAGGGUUGUGUAAUCUAGCUUUGGAAGGAGUGUAAGAAGAGGGUCGUAAAAGGGGAAUUUGCAUGGACGAAAGAGAAAUAAAAUGGCCAUUUCACGAUGAAUGAAAAAAAAUAAGAACUUGCAUGUUGCUUUUUCACCAAUUUACAUGAAACACAGUGAAUAAUGUCAGAGAUUCAAGCAUGAAAACAUGUGAAAUAAAAAUUGCAAACAUGUUGCACGAAAAUAACCUUUUACCACCCUCUGUCAAGAAGACAGACAGUGUGAUAAAAGAAUUUAAUUUAUAUUGAAACUAAUGUGAAAAUUGUAGAAAGAGUCUUGUUUGUGACACUAAAAUGCAUUGAAAGUUCACAAAAGAGAAUGUUGUGGAAAAAUGCCUAGGCAUUCUGUAUACAGUAAAGUUGCGCGACUUUGCACUGUCUAAAUCAGUUUAUAGCAUUGUCAUAAAAUAUAAAGCAUAUAUUUGCAAGUAGCAAUUGUUACAUAAUUAUUAUAACAGGAUGAAAAUGCAUUUUACUGCAAUUUGUCAGAUUUUCUUUGUUUAAUUUUAUACAAAAAAGAAGAUCUAAAAUUUCAUAAAAAUGUUAACAAGAGAAACUGAGGACACAUUUGAGACAAAAUAUUGUGAAACAUUAAAAUUGGUAAAGUUUUAUCACAACUGAGGUGUUUCAUAUUAUGUUCAUUUAAUUUGUAUUCUCAAAUCACAACUUGCAAUUUAACCUUACCUUAUAUUCUGCUGUUAAUGAUGAAUGUUUUUUUUUAUUAUCCAAUCCAUUCAUUAUUCCAUUUGGAACACUUACUUUACCAGCAAUUUUAUUUUUAUCAAACUAUCAGAUCAUUAUAUUGUGUACAUCUUAUUUCAUUUUUUAUCAAAACCAAUUUUGUUGUUUCUCAUAAUACUUACCUAUCAAGCAAUUUAAUUUUAGUCAAAUUAUCAGAUCAUUGUAUUGUGUAUAUCUGAUUUAAUUUUUUUUCAAAACAUAAUUUUGUUGUUUUACAAUGACAAGAAUGACACAUUGCCUAAGUUUAGGCACCUUAGAUCUCGAUUAAUUUUUAUACAAAACUGAAUGAAUAAAAGAAUUUAAUCUGA